Molecule: messenger RNA, 1530 nt
Organism: Cinclus cinclus
Lineage: Eukaryota; Metazoa; Chordata; Aves; Passeriformes; Cinclidae
Gene: MAJIN
Product: membrane anchored junction protein
Exons: 10
Coding region: 1-810 (269 amino acids)
Biological process (GO): homologous chromosome pairing at meiosis; meiotic attachment of telomere to nuclear envelope
Cellular component (GO): nuclear inner membrane
Molecular function (GO): DNA binding
Source: RefSeq, a predicted model, not a curated record
AUGUCGUUGAAACCAUUCACCUACCCAUUGCCCGAAACAAGGUUUCUUCAUGCUGGCAGGCAUGUGUACAAAUUUCGACUCCGGUAUGGCAACUUCAGCAGCUCUCCCAAUCUCGGUCUCACUGAAAAUGCUGCCAAGGAGUCAGAGGAAGUGAUUCGAGUGAUCCUUGGAAAUCUUGAUGAUUUACAUCCAUUUUCUACAGACCACUUCACUGUCUUUCCAUAUUUGAGUAAAUGGGAGCGAGUAUCAAAGAUGAAAUUCAAACAUGAGAAUGUCUGCCUGGUGCCUUAUCCCUACAUUUGUACAUUGUACCUAGAAUUGAACUCAUUUCAGCCAAACAUAUCUUAUGGUAAAGAAGUAAACAAGGGCAGUGAUGAGCUUGUCAGUAGAAGAAAUGAAAUGCCAGAAAGUACUGCAAUGAAAGAAGCAGUGAAGAGGAGAAGAGUGGAUGUCAGAGAUGAUGCCUCAUGCCCACAGUCAUAUAUGGACAGAACUGGAGCUGACUGUGUUCACCAGAUGAGUAAAGCAGAGCAUGGAUUUGAAAAGAUUUCCUCCAAAGCAAAUGAGCUUGAGUUUAGCCCAGCAUCCCUUACUAAAGACUAUGACCAACUGAGUUUCUGGAAGCCUGUGGAGUUUGGCCUUGAACAAAAAACAGUAGCCAGUCAGGCUGAGGGUGCAGUGCAGCUGCUGCAGCAAAUGGACCAAACAGAAAAGAAAGGAAACAUGAAGUCAGAAGGAAGAGGUCUUUCACAUUUCUGGAGAAGCAUCAUCUUUUCACCGCUACAGCAUCUUUUUGGUGGAAAAAACUGACCUGGAACUAGUAAUUGUUGGAAAGACAGAUUUGUAGUAUGAAUAUUGGGUUGCAGUUUCUUUGGUAAUUCAGCUUUUUACAUUGCUUGUCUCAGCUAUUAAGUGCUUUAAAUGAAAUUUUACUUUGCUAAUGUUUUCAAAGUAACAUUCUGAAGAUGUUGGGUUAGAACAUGUUGGGUUUUUCUUCACAUCUUAGAGGUUUUGGAAUAGAGCAAGAAACUUUAAGAUUUUGAUCCUUCAGUGUUACGAAUUGUGAAUUUCACAUUAUGUGUAUUCUAAUAAAGCAAGCAUCAGCUUGGAACUGUGUGUUAUUUUUAUCAGACUUACCACGCAGAAGAUACUCUUUCCCUCCAAGAAGAAGCAGAGGUUUCUAGUAUUAGAUAGAUUCCAGUACUAUGCUUCACACCAUUAAAAAGGUCAAAAUUAUGGAUAAAUAUUUCGCAUUAGAGAUUGCCACUGCCCUACAACUUAGGUAGUUAUUUAUGUAUUCAAUAUGUAAUGGGAUGAGGUUGGAAUUUAAGAUUUCAGACAUGCCAAGGCCAUGCUCAGGUAGCUUUUUGCUGCCAUACUUAUGCUUUAUAAAUGAUCUAUCAUUCUUGAACCACCCCCUGAGCUGGGUAGCUGGCUAUAGGUGACUCUGCUUGGGCAAGGGCUUGGGCCAAUGGCCUCCAGAGUUCUCUGUCAGCCUUGGCCACAGUGUGAUGUGAUGAAGCAUUUCCU